AUGCAUGGACCAUGUGGACAAAAGUGUAUGGAUGAUAACAAAUGCACCAAAAAGUUUCCACGACCCUACAAUGACAACACAAGCAUCAAUGAAGCUGGCUACAUUACUUACCGUAGGAGAUAUGAAGAAACAAAAUUUGUCAUGAAAGGAGACGCAAAGCUUGAUAAUAGCUAUGUUGUGCCUCACAAUCUCUUACUUCUUAAAAAAUACAGAGCUCAUAUCAAUGUUGAAUGGUGCAAUAGAUCAUCAGCCAUAAAGUAUCUGUUCAAGUAUAUCACAAAAGGAGUUGACAUGGCUACAAUGGCAAUCGAAAAGAAACAACUGGGGGAACAGAAAACAGAAGAAAGUGAAUCAGAAGAAGAGAUCAAUGAGAUAGCGAACUACUUGGAAUGCCGUUACCUCUCUGCAUGUGAAGCUGCUUGGCGUACUUUUGCCUUUGAUAUACAUGAACGAAAACCUGCAGUAACAAGAUUACCAGUACACCUAGAAGAUCAGCAGAGAAUUGUUUACCCUGAAGACAGCAAUCUCGAAUCCAUUAUCUCACAAUAUGGAAUUGAGAAAACAAUGCUUACCGAAUAUUUUGAGAUGUGCAAACGAUGUCCUGAAGCAAGAGAACUUACAUAUGGCCAGUUCCCUACAAAAUUCGUGUGGGAUUCAGAUGCAAAAACGUGGUCACCAAGGAAACAAGGAUUCAGCAUAGGAAGAAUAGCAAACAUUCAUCCAACAGCAGGAGAUUUAUAUUAUUUGAGAAUGUUACUAAAUAUACUCAAAGGUCCGACAAGCUUUGAUGAUAUGAAAACAGUUGACAAUGUCAAACACAAGUCAUUCAAAGAAGCAUGUUAUGCAAGAGGAUUGUUGAAUGGUGAUUCAGAAUGGAAAGAGGCUAUGGAUGAAGCAGCACAAUAUGCAUAUCCUUUCCAGCUUCGCCAUCUUUUUGUGACAUUGUUACUCUACUGCGAAUUAAGUAGUCCUCUUAUUCUAUGGGAGCAUUGUUGGCGUCACUUAGCUGAAGACAUAGCCCAUAAACAGAGACAGACAUUCAACUUCGAGGCCCAAGAAUUCACAGAUGAAGAGCUACAAAGCUAUACACUUAUAGAAAUAGAGAGGAUUCUAGCGCAAAAUGAUAAAUCACUAACCGAUUUUGAAGACAUGCCAAAGCCAGACAGUGAAUUGUUGAAGAAAAUGAAAAACUCAAUGCUCAGAGAUGAAACGACUUACAAUAUGCUUGAACAAGAAGAAGAGCAUAAAAAGUUAAUACAAACAUUAAAUGAGGAGCAGAAGAAAGUAUAUGAAGCUAGUGUUAUUGACUCGGUUGACUUGGCAUCAUCUGGAAUUGCAGCUAUACUUUUACCUAAUGGUAGAACAGCACAUUCGCGUUUCAAGAUUCCGAUAGAUCUUCACCAAGACAAUCCAGAUGCAGCAACAAAACCCUUUGGAGGGAAAACAGUACUCCUUGGUGGUGAUUUUAGACAAAUUCUGCCAGUCAUUCCACAAGGCACGAGGCAACAAACUGUUAUGGCAACAAUCAACCGUAUCGGUGACGGUACAACACCUACACCAGCAAAAUACAGAACCUCGAAUGAAGAAAUCAGCAUAGUUGAAAUAGACAACAGUCUGCUCUUGAAAAACAAUGGAGAUCCUGUUGAAUGCAUUACAAAGUCUACAUAUCAAGAUUUCCAAGUUCAUUUUAAAGAUAAGAAUUAUCUCAUCGAGAGAGCAAUACUUACUCCAAGGAACGAAACAGUGGACGAAGUGAAUAACUACAUGAUAUCUUGCUUAGACGGAGAGCAGAAGGAAUAUUUGAGUUCUGAUAUUAUUGGGAUUCCAAAUCACAAACUUUAUCUCAAAAUAGGUGUUCCAGUCAUGCUACUAAGAAAUUUAAACCAACGGGAAGGACUUUGCAAUGGUACAAGGUUGCUAAUAACUCGCCUAGGCAACAUGAUUAUUGAAGCAGAAAUUCUUACCGGAACUUAUGCAGGAAAACGGGUUCUUAUUCCUAGAAUAAGUCUCACACCAACAGAUGCAAGAUGGCCUUUCAAGCUGAAACGACGUCAGUUCCCAGUACGAGUUUGCUAUGCAAUGACUAUCAAUAAGAGCCAAGGUCAAAGCUUAAACAAAGUUGGUCUAUAUUUGCCAAGUCCAGUCUUCUCUCACGGACAACUAUAUGUCGCCCUAUCAAGAGUCACUACAACUGCAGGGCUUCAAAUUCUUAAACUCGAUCUCAACAUCAACUGGUCUGUCCCACCGUUCUUUACCUAUCCGUACCUAGGUGUUCCUCAAAAUUCCAAGAAGCUAACCAUCCUAAACUGCGAGCCUCUUCUAAAUCAAGUCAAGAACAAGGUUAAUACCUGGAGUGAAUCGCUUUCUUUUGCUGGAAGGUUGCUAUUGGUGAACACUAUCAUUGCUGGAAUCACAAACUUGCAGCUGACGGAUGAAGAAGACACCUACGAGGCCUACCUAAACACAACUUCCUGGCUUGGCUUUUUGAACUAUACUGCAGCCCUACAAGAGAUCGACAAAUCAACUGGGGCCUCAAUGUUGAUCCAGUCUGCCUUCUAUGCAAUGCGGCUCCAGAAACUCGAGAUCAUCUUCUUUUUGACUGCUGUUACAGCUGGGAAGCCUGGUCCUCAACGUAGCUUUGCUAAUCAGGUUACCACUCCAUCAUCAACUACUUAA
Brassica oleracea var. oleracea is the source of this 2676-nucleotide messenger RNA. RefSeq lists its product as uncharacterized. The record is from RefSeq and is a predicted model, not a curated record. Gene Ontology annotation, biological process: DNA repair; telomere maintenance. The transcript has 7 exons. Bases 1 to 2676 code for a protein of 891 amino acids. Lineage: Eukaryota; Viridiplantae; Streptophyta; Magnoliopsida; Brassicales; Brassicaceae. Gene Ontology annotation, molecular function: DNA helicase activity.